This is a messenger RNA of Microthlaspi erraticum, 429 nucleotides long. The record is from the annotation of a GenBank genome assembly. NCBI's taxonomy places the organism in Eukaryota, Viridiplantae, Streptophyta, Magnoliopsida, Brassicales, Brassicaceae.
AUGUGGGGACAGAAGUACGCGGCAGCGAAGCCUGAGUACGCGGCGGCUCAAAUAGCGGUGUGGUGGGAUAUGAACGACUGUCCGAUCCCCGAGGGUUACGAUCCUCAUUGGGUCCGUCCGAGCAUAGAAGCGGCGUUCAAGAAACUAGGCUACGUUGGUCCUGUCUCCAUCACUGCCUAUGCCAACCAAAGACAAACCCCUAAAUCCCCUCCAGCGAGUGCUCUCUUGCACUGGAAUCGCUGUUGCGCAUACCAAAACCGCAAGUACAUGCGCAGCCAUGUUCUCCGAUAUGCUCGGAUGGCGAGCUCGCAAUCCGCCUCCGGCAACAAUGAUGCUCAUAUCCAAUCAGGUGGAAGAUGUCUUCUCUUGGGAUCUGGCCAGGCUACAACAAGAGACCAUGUACAACCUCUUCCUGGCUUGUUCAUCUAG